Nerophis lumbriciformis (worm pipefish) is the source of this 615-nucleotide messenger RNA. NCBI's taxonomy places the organism in Eukaryota, Metazoa, Chordata, Actinopteri, Syngnathiformes, Syngnathidae. The record is from RefSeq and is a predicted model, not a curated record.
AUGGAUCGUGCUGAGGAAUCUGCGCCGAGCUCAGAUCUCGAACCGGCCGAGCGCGUGCGCCGGGCGGUGCGGCGUAUCAGGCGCGGUGAGGACUCCGAAGAGAGCUUCCGGGUGAUCUUCGAUGUCCACCAUCGGGCGGUGGCGGCAUUCUUCGCUCGGCGGAUUAGUUCGCCCGAAGAUCGUCUCGACCUAACCCAAGAGACCUUCCUGCGAGUCUAUAAAGGACUGAGAGGCUUUCGCGGCGACGCUCCGUUCGGUGCCUGGCUGUUUACGAUUGCCCGCAAUGUGCUGCAUCAGCGCCUUGCCAAGCAACGCCAGACCGACCGUCAGAUCGCCUGGGAGGAAGACGACACCAAGCCGGCCGCUCCGCAGUCGAUCGUCAAGGAAGAUCCGGUCGAGGAUCUGGUCGCGGCUGAGAAUCGGCGCAAGUUGAAGCAUGCAGUCCAAGACCUGCCGCCACAACGCCGAGCUUGCAUCGUCCUGAGGAUUUAUCACGAGCUGACCUACGAGCAGAUCGCCGGAGUAAUGCGGCUGUCGGUCGGAACCGUCAAGGCGCACCUGGCUCAGGCGCGCAAGCAGCUCGAGAUGUUGAUUACCGAAGGGGAUCGGAUCUGA